AAGGUAGAGGAUCGCUCUGAUGCAAACUGCCCGUGAGCGAGUCAAGGGAAUGGGUCAGGUGUAGAAGGCGUUGACGGGUUUGUUCGAGGACUUUGACUUGACUCUCAUUUAUUGCCGUCAUGGCUGCUAUACAUAUCCUUAGAAGGAUGGAUUCUCGAUAAGAAAGCUAUCUAUGUGUUGAGUUGUUGGUGGAUGAGAAGCUGGUGAGAUGAAUAGAAGGAAGCUGCGUCCAAUCAUGUGGGCACGUAGAUGUCAAAGCCUAAAGUCCCGCUUUCUGCCUCAGGUUAAAGGUAGUCUUCUUUCUAUCUCAGCAAUCAAAAUAAACACUUUUCGUCUUCUUCUUUGAAUAUAAAGAUAAAAUCGGUUUCAAUAUAUACCUUGAUUAAAUCAUGAAGCCGCUGCACGAGUUCUUCAUACCUUCAGUAUACGAUGGGACCCGCCUCAGUUGCCGCAUAUAUCAACUCGAGGAUGUGAAUUAUCAAGAACAGCCUGCAAUCAAAGCUGCCGUUGUCGCUCAUCCCUAUGCCUCGCUCGGGGGAAAUAAUGAUGACCCCGUAGUGGCCUUGAUUACGGCUGAGCUCGUUCGGAAGGGAUAUAUAGUCCUCACUCUGAAUUUCCGUGGAGCAAGCUAUUCUGGUGGCUCAACAAGCUGGACAGGCAAACCUGAAAUGGGAGAUUAUAUCACUGCUUACGGAUUCAUACUUAAAUAUAGCCAGCUCCUGGCGCCGACAAAGCCAAUUGAACUGGUGCUCGCCGGAUACUCAUAUGGCUCAAUGAUAGCAUCACAUCAGCCCAACGUCGAAGAUGUAAUAUCCAUAUUCGCCAAACCAACAAGCGAUUCAAUAUCUGCUCGAAUUCUCGCCAAGGCCAAGAAAUUUAUCGCUGGGGAAGAAGAGCCUGAAGAAGAGUAUUACAGCACCAAAGAGGUGCAUUUGGACGACGAUACUGCUAGCGAUUUGCCGCCAGCCCAUAUCUCGUUUCUUUUGGUUUCCCCAAUUCUUUCAUAUGCCCUCGGAUUCGUGACCUUGUGGGGUAAUUUGACCAAGCUAUCGGUCCAAUCGCGUCAGAUAGUCACACCGGCAGUUGAAGAGCGACUGCCGAAGUAUCGGUCACUGAUCGUAUACGGCACUGAUGAUAUGUUUACAUCAGAGAAGAAGCUGCAACACUGGACCCAGAAGUUGAAGGAUGCGCCAGACAGUAAGGUCGAUGUGGUGGAGGUUCCUAUGGCUGGUCAUUUCUGGGUGGAACCGUCUUUCCAUCAACAGUUGAAACAAGCUAUUAGAGGCUGGCUGGAACAUGAGCAGUGGUUGUAGCAGGUUUGUGAUGAUUCGGCAAGUGUAUUGUAUAUUACCUAUUCUUAAUGCAUGUGAGACGAACUAUGAGUAUGCGCCUGGCCUAAUACGUACGACAUUCGCAUGUGAUAUUUUCCGGGCUAGCUGAUUAGGGAUUCUCGGGGCAUUGGAGUAAGGUUACUCGGACCUCUAUGUGAGAUCUUGCUUGGUGUCUUCCGGACUGCAGGGAUAAGUCCAUCUGAUAGGACACGCAAACGUGUUCUAUCAGGGAUAUUCGACCCUGGCAUAGAGGAAGAGUCCUUA
This is a messenger RNA of Talaromyces stipitatus ATCC 10500, 1595 nucleotides long. RefSeq lists its product as uncharacterized. The record is from RefSeq and is a predicted model, not a curated record. NCBI's taxonomy places the organism in Eukaryota, Fungi, Ascomycota, Eurotiomycetes, Eurotiales, Trichocomaceae. The transcript has 2 exons. The coding region runs from base 390 to 1313 and encodes 307 amino acids.